Blumeria graminis f. sp. triticale is the source of this 597-nucleotide messenger RNA. Lineage: Eukaryota; Fungi; Ascomycota; Leotiomycetes; Helotiales; Erysiphaceae. The record is from the annotation of a GenBank genome assembly.
AUGGCCAGCCUCCUCAAGUAUAGACAGAAGCGGCAGCGAUUAAUACGCCCGAGCACUCCGGAUACCACAGACAUUAUAGCUAUCAUCAAUUAUAUUUCCGACGCUAUCCCAAAAUACUCAACUGCCUUACAUAUCUGGCUAAUGCCCGAAAGAUUGCCCGACGCGGCCAUUAAAGCUACCAUGGAAAACGUGUCGGUAAGCCAACGGGUUUUCGGGUCCUGCGGACGAGGUUUUGAUCGACGAUCUAUCAUGGGGCACAUUAAUUAUGAUGAUUGGGAAUGGACAAACAACUGGGUACAGGGGCUCGGAAUAAUAACGCGUCCGCUCGCAGAGACGUCUCCUGAAUGGUCAGAAGAAUUGCUGCUGCUACUGGCUCUCGACAACGAUAGGAAUAAAGGGUCGUUGUUGGAAAAGCCUGUCGUUGGUAGCGGGUCCAACGACAUGGGCAAAAGAAGGUUUACUUCAAGCAGGGCCAUUGAUGCUGCCAACGCUCUUGCUACUCCUGCUCUUGAUGACUUUUCUGCAGUUUUCGCGCCCUUUCCCAGUCAUCCUGGCACUGUAUACACCCUGUCGAUAAGGAUAUCUAAGUUGACAUGA